ACGCGUUGUGGUGACUUUUGCCUGCGUUUUGUUUUUGCAGGCAGGCAUGUCGAUGCUUGUGAACCCCGAAGCCCAGCUCCUUCAAGAGGUGAUGCUCAAAGACCAAAGGGCGUUUGCAUUCAAAAUGCUCAUGCUUCGUAGGGCAAAAUCGAAUCCUUCACUGGUUGGAGCUGGGUCACAAUCUCUUGCGAGGACGAAAACAAGCAAUCCAGGAGUAGCUGCAAGUGGUUCUCCAGCUGUGCCACGACAUGGGCAAGUUGCGCAGCCCAAGUGCUCUCCUCCACAACGAGGCGGAGCACAACGCAGCAAGGUUCGGGACACAGAUCCUCCGGGCUUCCCAUCCGGCAGAAUUGUCUACGUCCGCCAUCGUCCCAAACCAUUUUUCUCAGGCUAGUACGCCUGGCGUGAGUGCAGAUUCCGCAGUGAAGCUGUGCAUUUGCGCUUCGGAUCGGAGUUUAUUGCGAGCGCUCUAGACCAAGCUCCCCAAGGGAUGUAAUGGGCGAUAUCUCCCAAAGCGGAUCCAUGGUCGGGAUUUGAAUUCCUCAGCUCCCAACGUC
Molecule: messenger RNA, 557 nt
Organism: Cladocopium goreaui
Lineage: Eukaryota; Dinophyceae; Suessiales; Symbiodiniaceae
Source: the annotation of a GenBank genome assembly